AUGGGGUUUAAGACUCUGAGAGAUUUUAACUUGGCUAUGCUUGCUAAACAGGUGUGGAGAUUUCAUACUAAACCUCAUUCCCUCAUUUCAAGGUGUUUCAAGGCUAAAUACUUUCCCCAAUCUGAUAUCCUUCAAGCGCCUCUAGGAUGCAAUCCUAGUUAUGCAUGGAGAAGUAUCCACAAUUCCAUUUGGGUCAUUUUAAAGGGAAGCUGUUGGAAAAUAGGUAAUGGGGAAUCAGCUAAAGUUUGGGGGGAUAACUGGGUUCCUCUUCACAAUGGAUUUAAGAUCUUGACUCAGAAGAUGGAACCUUUUUCCAUUAGACAUGUUAAGGAUCUGAUUAACAUGGAUUCAUUCAGUUGGGACACUGAGAUCUUAAACAACCUUUUUCUACCUAUUGAUAAGGAUCACAUAGAGCAAAUCCCCAUUAUCAAUACUACUAAUAUAGAUGAAUAUAUGUGGAUGCACGAACCUACAGGUGUCUAUACAGUGAAAAGUGGGUACAAGGCUAUUAAAGAAUGGCAAGAUCAACAAUUUUCCUCUACUGCUUCUAGCAGCUGUGAUACUCAAGUUUGGAAAAAAUUAUGGGCCAUUCAUACUAUUCCUAGACAUAAGGUUCUCCUAUGGAGAAUUCUACAAAAUUCUUUGCCUGUCAGAAGCGAGCUCAGCAAUAGAGGUGUUCCCUGUUCCAUUUUGUGUCCCAGAUGA
Molecule: messenger RNA, 705 nt
Organism: Medicago truncatula (barrel medic)
Lineage: Eukaryota; Viridiplantae; Streptophyta; Magnoliopsida; Fabales; Fabaceae
Exons: 1
Coding region: 1-705 (234 amino acids)
Source: RefSeq, a predicted model, not a curated record